AUGGGAAUUCUGCAAUCAAAUAACAACAUCAACACGAAUCUAAAAUCAGAUUGUUUAGAUCCUCAGUUCUGGAAUCAAUUGGAAGCGAUUAUAAUGAUUUUAGAACCAAUAGCCUUUUCGUUGAAAUUAUUUGAAUCCAACGAGUCAGUACAUUCAUCAAUUUAUCCACUGUUCAAUGAUUUAUUUUAUAAGACGAAACAAAUAAAUUGCCAAUUCAAAUCACAGGUGCUUAAACUAAUUGGGGAAGGAUAUGAAUCUAUCUACAAGGAUUCGUUAGCAGUUGCAUAUAUGCUAGAUCCAAAAUACUACGAAGAAAGCAACAAAUUGGUGAUUGAUUAUGAAGUAAUGGGGACUUUUACUAGUUUCCUCAAUGCAAAAUAUCCCGAUAAAUCAAACGAAUUACAUCUAGAAUUUUUAAAAUUCCGUAAUAAAAUGGAACCGUACAAUGAUCAACUAAUUUGGAGUUGCGUUGAUCAAGUAGAACCAAGUUUGUGGUGGAAAUCUUGGCCAGAGAGCGAAUUGAAAAGGCUUGCUGUCAAACUAUUGUCAAUUCCAACCUCUCCAGCAUCGGCUGAACAGGACCUUUUAAAUGUUAGCUUUAUUCAUCCGAAACUACGAAAACAUUUAGAUGAUGAAACUGUAAAAAAAUUAGACUAUGUACAUAGUAAUUUAAACAUUGAAGAAAUUCAAAACAAAAAGAAUAAUCUAUUAAAUGUUGAUUUCAAUGAUGAUAACGUCGUUGAAGAUGUUUUUGAAGACUUGAAAACGUUUAAUUUUGAAAAAUUAGAAGUAAAUAUUAUUAUACCUAGUUGUGUUGAUAUGUUGUAA
This is a messenger RNA of Entrophospora sp. SA101, 828 nucleotides long. NCBI's taxonomy places the organism in Eukaryota, Fungi, Glomeromycota, Glomeromycetes, Entrophosporales, Entrophosporaceae. The record is from the annotation of a GenBank genome assembly.